AUGGAGACCGAUCCCUCUAGCGCAAAGCCCAUCAGGGCUCGGCGGACUCAUCGGAAGUCCCGUCUAGGAUGCAGUAAUUGCAAAAGGCGUCGCAUCAAGUUGUCCACCUCUUCUGUGCUCUUUUAUAGGCUUGUUUCCACGAUGUUGAAGAUCUUGCGCCACCUUUCAUGUUUUUCUCAGGGGCGGUACGACGACCUGGCAUCCGAAACUAACUUGUUCCAGUGCGACGAGAAACGACCAGCCUGUUUCAACUGCUCAAAUCAUUUAAUCGAGUGCACAUAUAACACGUCCCCGCGAUCACCAGAAUCACAAUCGCCAGGACUCUCCGAGCCUUCUUCUGAGCAAUCGCGUCCGAGUCGGUACCGACCUCAGCGAUUUGCGACAGGCGGACUCAAACAGACUUUCAAAUUAUGCAAAAGUCAGCCAUCAAAAUGCACGCAAUCAGUAGGGACGCAAUGCCAUCUCUCCUCGGGAUUGAUCGGCACGAUCUCGAUAGCCGAUCUACAACUCUUUCACCAUUACACCAUCGAGACCUACCGAACAAUGACAAGCGAUGGCGAUCCGAGACGUAUAUGGCAAAAACACCUCGUCGAAUGGGGUAUCGAGUUUCCAUCAAUAUUACACCUGAUCUUGGCUCUAUCAGCCCUUCACCUAGCACACGAGCAACCCACACUUCGAGACCAAUAUCUCCAACAAGCUGAUGACCACUUCACGUUUGGAAUCCGAUCAGUCACGAGUGUCCUCUCGCAACUCAAUGCCGGAAAUUGCCAAAAGAUCUACAUGUCCGCCAUUCUCAUAUGCUUCAUCUACUUCGGCAGAGGUCCACGGUCCAAUGAAUAUCUUGUCUUCAGCGCCAGUGGGCCAGCCGAAUGGUUAAUGUUGAUGCGCGGAGUCAGAUUGAUUGUGACAUCUCACCGUGCGGGAGUGUUUAGUGGGCUUCUCGAACCGAAAGCUGAUGAUCGAAGUCAUGAUCUGACACCGGAAAUGCGCAGUGAAUUACACGAGCAUACCGUCCACACUGAAGCAGUACAACGUCUCAUUGAACGGGAUAUACCAGACGAGGGAGAUCUUGGAAGACAUUUGGCUGCCAUCAAGAAUCUUCUCGAAAUUAUGCGUGAAGUGUACGAGAGACGAUCUGCGGGUUCUUCGGGCGUGGAUUUAAUGGAUCUCUUGAUCGGAUGGGUGUAUCGACUUUCUGAGGAGAUGGUGGGAUCUUUAGAGCGCAAGGAACCAUACGCCCUUGUCAUACUGGCGCACUGGGCGGUGCUCCUGAAAUAUAUGGACUCGGCGUGGUUCAUGAGCGGUUGGGCCGAACAUGUGCUCUCAGGUAUCUCCACCUCUUUGGACGAGGAAUUCCGUUCAUGGAUUGAGUGGCCGAUGAAACAGCUUCAUCAAAUUCAGCUAGAAUAG
Molecule: messenger RNA, 1410 nt
Organism: Penicillium maclennaniae
Lineage: Eukaryota; Fungi; Ascomycota; Eurotiomycetes; Eurotiales; Aspergillaceae
Product: Zn(II)2Cys6 transcription factor domain-containing protein
Exons: 2
Coding region: 1-1410 (469 amino acids)
Biological process (GO): regulation of transcription by RNA polymerase II
Molecular function (GO): zinc ion binding; DNA-binding transcription factor activity, RNA polymerase II-specific
Source: RefSeq, a predicted model, not a curated record